UUGAGAUUGUCCUUCCACCUCUCUGUUCUCUGACAAGGCAGUGUUAUAUCACCAUUGUGAAUGUAGCUUUACCCAUUUCUCUGUCUCUUAAGUCUUACCUAUAGGAUCCCUCAUAGUUUCCGGAACUUCAAUAGUCUCAAGAAUCCUCCUCGCAAGAAUUUUCCUCGGUAGCCAAGCAGGACUUGCUGCACUAUUUACCUUUCAGGUUCUGAAGUUCCACAUGGAGACAGACAAUGGUGAUACGAACACGAAGUCAAAGAUGGAGGACUACGAAGUGAUAGAGCAAAUAGGAAGAGGAGCAUUCGGCGCGGCUUUUCUUGUUAUCCACAAGAUUGAGAAGAAGAAGUAUGUGCUGAAGAAGAUUCGCUUGGCUAAACAAACGGAGAAGUUCAAACGUACAGCACAUCAGGAGGUCACCGUACAAAAAACUUCAAUGAACUUAAUUGCAAAACUAAAUCAUCCAUACGUUGUGGAGUACAAAGAUGCUUGGGUAGACAAGGGAGACUGCAUAUGCAUUGUAACUGGCUAUUGUGAAGGAGGAGACAUGGCUGAGAUUAUAAAAAAAGCUAGAGGGACAUCUUUUCCGGAGGAGAAGCUCUGCAAAUGGCUGACUCAGUUGUUGCUAGCUGUGGACUACCUACACUCCAAUCGUGUACUUCACAGAGAUCUAAAGUGUUCCAACAUAUUCCUUAUGAAGGAGAACGACAUCCGGCUUGGUGAUUUUGGACUCGCAAAGUUACUUAAUGCUGAAGACCUUGCUUCAUCGGUUGUUGGAACUCCGAAUUACAUGUGUCCUGAGCUCCUUGCAGACAUUCCUUACGGUUACAAGUCUGAUAUAUGGUCCCUUGGCUGCUGUAUGUUUGAAAUUGCUGCCCAUCAACCAGCAUUUAGAGCCCCUGACAUGGCUGGACUCAUCAAUAAAAUAAACAGAUCCUCCAUUUCGCCGCUCCCAAUUGUAUAUUCCUCCUCACUGAAACAGAUUAUCAAGAGUAUGCUGCGGAAGAACCCAGAACACAGACCAACGGCAGCAGAACUUUUGAGGCAUCCACAUUUACAACCAUAUCUUCUCCAUUGCCGCAAUCCAUCUUCUGUUUUUCUACCGAUCAAGCCCGUAAACAAUUCCAAAGAAAAGGGAACAAGAAAAACAUUAUCUAGCAGGCCUAACAGCAACAAAGGCAACAAAGACAAAGAAGAUGGAACACUAAACCAGCUUGAAGGUAUUCAUCCAUCUGAGGGAAAUGCUGAUAUGCACCCAAGCAAAUUGCCUAACAGUGACAAGUCAGUGUCGACAGCUCGAGCAGAAGACAACCUUGAGACCAAGAAGGUAGAUCCUACUAGCUGUGCAGUUUUAAUAUCAGCCACCGGUUCAGGAGAGGGGUCAACUGAUUCUGAAGCACCUAUUUGCAAUGGAGACGAUCAAGUAGAUUUUAGAAAUGUACCUAAAAAGGAAAGAACCAACAAUGAGAUUAUGUUGGAGAGUACACUGAAUACACAGAAUAAGGAACGGGAACAAACCAGUGAACAAUUUAACCAAUUGCAAGAGGUUGAUAUCAAGAGUGUGGCCACAAAAGAAGAAGAAUCACUUAACAAGCAAAUUAAAAAAGAACCUGAGGCAGAGGCCAUGUGUGCUAAACUGGGGAAAUUUUGCAGCCAAGUUCAAGAAGAAGCUGAAACAGAGAGCAACCGUGGUAAACCCGGGAACCAAGUUCUUGAUGAAGCAGAAGCAGAGGGAGACGCUGUUAAACCAGGGGAUUGUGAGAACUUGACAAUGUCCAGUGCAGGAUGCACUGAUAAAGACGUAUCCCUUGAUGAUGAAAGUUCAUCAUCGCCUGAGCAUAUUGUUGAAAAUAAACUAAAUCUAGAAUCCAGAACUAUACAAGAAAGGGAAAGUCCUGAUGCAUACACAGAAGGCCACACAGUGUCUGGAAGUAACGGUACAGUUCCAUGUAAAGAGAACGAAAGAGCAAAAAAAGAUAAUAUUAGUUGCUCCAUGCAGACUCAGAGAGAUGACUCUCAUGUAAAUAAUCAGGCACCUAGUGAAAUCUCUUCACUGAGUACGCUUACUGGGAUUGGUGGUGAUGAAAUCAAAAGUGAGUGGGAUAAUCAAAGCCAGCAAAGAGCGGAUGCCCUAGAGUCUCUCCUUGAGCUCUGUGCUCAGCUACUUAAGCAGGACAAACUUGAAGAGCUUGCGGGGGUGCUAAGACCAUUUGGAGAAGAAGCUGUCUCAUCUAGAGAAACGGCAAUUUGGUUGACAAAGAGCCUCAUAUCUGCACAAAAACUUAAUGGAGGAACGUAGUCUUUGAGAGGUGAUUGGCAUUAACGUGUUAAUCACUUUAAGAAUGUUUUGCUUGAAUGUCUUAAAAUAAAGUGUACAUCAUUUACAUUGCUGUUUUGAUUGGAGAUAGAUUAUUGGAAUAACAUAUA
Juglans regia (Persian walnut) is the source of this 2424-nucleotide messenger RNA. RefSeq names its product serine/threonine-protein kinase Nek6-like. Gene Ontology annotation, biological process: protein phosphorylation. The transcript has 14 exons. Gene Ontology annotation, molecular function: protein kinase activity; ATP binding. NCBI's taxonomy places the organism in Eukaryota, Viridiplantae, Streptophyta, Magnoliopsida, Fagales, Juglandaceae. The record is from RefSeq and is a predicted model, not a curated record. The coding region runs from base 221 to 2296 and encodes 691 amino acids.